CCAAAUUCGGUAGAUGGAGCGGUACUGUUACCGAAAACCCACCUCAUUUGGGUGCAAAGCAAGUGAAACCGUGAGAGGCACAAGCACACACAUCGGCGAUCGAAAUGGAAUCGUCGACGGCUUCGAGAGCGACGGUAACUCAGCAAGAGCAAUGGAUGGUUGAGAGUAAGGUUUUUGAGAACUACAACCUCUUCUCGAGCCUUCCUCCCAAUGCCCAGAUCGUCAUGCUGGAAGUUAAACGCGAUGAGCACAUCGAGUACCUCACUAAAGGACUCAGACAACUCGGUCCCUUCUUCGUCGUCUUGGAUGCCAAUCGACCUUGGAUUUGCUAUUGGAUUCUUCAUUCAAUUGCUCUAUUGGGUGAGUCUGUUGAUGAUGAAUUGGAAGAAAAUGCUAUUGAAUUUCUAAGUCGUUGUCAGCAUCCAGAUGGUGGCUAUGGCGGUGGGCCUGGGCAGUUGCCUCAUCUUGCAACAACUUAUGCUGCUGUCAAUUCACUUAUAACUUUGGGUGGUCAGAGAUCUUUGUCAUCGAUUAAUAGGUGGCCAGUUUAUACUACAUGGAACAAUUUACUAUUUUGUAAUGGCACAUAUUUGAGCCUUUGGCUGAUUUACCAUGGAUUAUUUUUUGUUGUAUUUUGCAGAGAGAAAUUAUAUUCGUUUCUGCUGCGAAUGAAACAUGCAAGUGGGGGCUUCAGGAUGCAUGAUGGCGGGGAAGUAGAUGUCCGUGCUUGCUACACUGCCAUUUCUGUUGCAAGUAUUUUGAACAUUUUAAAUUAUGAGCUGGUUCAAAAUGUUGGAAAUUACAUCUUAAGCUGUCAGACCUAUGAAGGAGGCAUUGCUGGUGAACCGGGUUCUGAAGCUCAUGGUGGGUACACUUUUUGUGGUUUGGCCACAAUGAUUCUGAUCAACGAGGUUAAUCGUCUGGACUUGUCUAGUUUAAUAGAUUGGGUGGUAUUUAGACAAGGAGUGGAGGGUGGAUUUCAGGGGCGAACAAAUAAAUUGGUUGAUGGUUGCUACUCCUUUUGGCAGGGAGGAGUGUCUGCAUUGUUACAAAGAUUACAUUCGAUUGUUGAUGAACAAUCGGUGCUGUCGGAUGCUGGAGAAGAAGACUGCAGCACUGAAACAGAAACUUCUGCGUCAUCUGAUUUGUGCCAUGGAGAACAGGGUUUGGAAGGGAACUUGUCUCCUGUUGACGAGACUUGCCAUUUUAGGGAGGAAGGGAAACAUCAUGCUGGCGAUCCUGUAAACUUCUUCAAUAUUGGUUUAAAUUUUAUCAGAGAGCAUGCUGAAUUAGAACCUCUUUUUCACAGCAUGGCCUUGCAGCAAUAUGUUAUUUUGUGCUCUCAGGUGGAGGGAGGGUUCAGAGACAAACCUGGGAAACAUAAAGACUACUAUCACACGUGCUAUUGUCUAAGCGGCCUAUCAGUGUGUCAGUAUAGCUGGUCAAAGAAGGCUGGUUCCCAACCUUUGCCCAGGGCAAUUUUGGGUCCUUAUUCGAAUCUCUUGCAGCCAAUCCACCCGCUCUUCAAUGUUGUCUUGGAGCAGUUUUAUGAAGCACAUGAAUUCUUCUCAAGGACCUAAUUUUCUUCUUUGCAUUGGUGGCGGCUUGGUUAUAGUGGUAGUAGAAACCCGGAGUUUACUCUGAACCCGCGUAAUUGCUAGUACAUUCCGCAAUAUUUGCUUGACAAACUGGGGCAGCACUAGUAGAAGACAACUUUUUCAGAUUUGCAAGGUUUAACAGAUACUAUGAAGGAUAACCUUACUAUGUAAAUUUGGAUGUGUAACUAUAUGUAUGUGUUAAUAUAGUCUCUGGCAAUUGGUAAUUUUUGUUGGAGCCAGAACAAGGUUUUGAGGGCUUGAGAUCAUAGAAUAUGAUGUUGCUGAUCUAACCAAUUAAUUUUGCUCUCGUUUUAUAUCAUGUUGCUGAUCUAACCAAUUAAUUUUGCUCUCUUUUUAUAUCA
Messenger RNA from Camellia sinensis, 1960 nucleotides. It is a transcript of the gene ERA1, whose product is annotated as Prenyltransferase family protein. The record is from RefSeq and is a predicted model, not a curated record. Gene Ontology annotation, biological process: protein farnesylation. Gene Ontology annotation, molecular function: protein farnesyltransferase activity. Gene Ontology annotation, cellular component: protein farnesyltransferase complex. NCBI's taxonomy places the organism in Eukaryota, Viridiplantae, Streptophyta, Magnoliopsida, Ericales, Theaceae.